Messenger RNA from Macadamia integrifolia, 1287 nucleotides. RefSeq names its product transmembrane protein 208 homolog. The transcript is spliced from 7 exons. Lineage: Eukaryota; Viridiplantae; Streptophyta; Magnoliopsida; Proteales; Proteaceae. Gene Ontology annotation, cellular component: intracellular membrane-bounded organelle. The record is from RefSeq and is a predicted model, not a curated record. Bases 538 to 1059 code for a protein of 173 amino acids. Gene Ontology annotation, biological process: vacuolar protein processing.
ACUCAUUAGAAAAAAAAAGAAAGAAAGAGCAUUGCAUUCGAUAGGGUUUUUUUAGCCAAAACAAAACCCUUCGUCUCCAUCGGUCAAUGUAAGAAAUCAGAGAUUCAGACUCCAUUCCUCCUAACCCUUCUUCUCCGUCGGUCCUCAGAAUCAAAGAAGAGAAGAAGAGAGUCAGAGACAAGUAGACAAGUCGCAAGUCGCAAGUCGCAAGUCGCAAGUCGCAAGUCGCAAGUCGCAAGUCGCAAGUUGCAGACUCGCAACUCGCAAGUCGAUCGAAGAAGACGAAGAGGACGGCGGCCGUAGCAUACAGUAGCCAUCGCAGAGGACUCGCAAGUCAGUGCUCUCAAGUCGACCGAAGAAGACGACAGCGGCCGACGGCUCAGCGAAAAAAGGUUUUAGAACCAGUGACAAGGAGGGGAAAAUGGCGGCGAUUGGAGCUCCUUCUAGGGUCAUCGUUUUAGCCCAACAUUGUUGACGAAGUUUUGACGCCUGCUAGCCUCGUGAUUCCGACAGUUGCGGGGAUUUUGUUGAGAAGUGAUGGCAAACCAGGGUGCGAAGAAACGGAAGGAAGAGAAUGCUCGUCACAUGAACAAGCUAUUUCGUCUCAUCAUAGCCUGCAAUGUUAUACAUGUUUUGGUGAGGAUGCUCUUUUUUUAUUCAACUGUUAGUUGGAAGCAUUGGAUUGGCCUCUUUGUCACUUCAUUGGCUUAUGCAAUUUCUUAUCAACAACUUGCCAAAAUGGCACAACCAUCUUAUGCUGAUGAUGGAGAGCUUCUAGAUGGCGGGUUUGAUAUGAGCACUGGUGGAGUUUGUGGUUACCUACAUGAUGUGAUCUACAUUACGUGCUUUGUACAGCUGAUGUCCAUCAUCUCUGGGAAAUUUUGGUACACAUAUAUAGUGAUUCCUGCAUUUGGUGCAUACAAAAUUUUUGGUGUUACAAGAGGAUUUUUGUCUGAGAGUUCAGAGGGGGAUAUGGAAGAUGAAAAGAGUCGUAAGAAAAGAGAAAAAAUGGAGAAGAAGGCUUCAAGAGGAAAAUUUGUUAAGACAAGAAUGAAGUAAAUUUGCUUGACAGAUUAGCAUUUUGUGAGCAGCAGAGGUCUUGAAUGUGAUGGCAGCUCCCAAGGCUGUGAUGAGAGAAUCAGUUUGAGCUGUCCUAUUAAGUUUAGACACUUUUUAACAACCAGUAUGUUCAUGAAUUACAAAUCUAUUGGAUGAUACACUGGUGGUAAACAUGCCUAAAGAAUUGAUUAUAGGUACUGGAAAAAAGGAAUACUGUUUGUUUUAUCA